AUGGCGAACCACCAUCCCUCACCCACAAUGAUGCAGAUGCAACAACAACAGCAGCAGCAUCAAGCACCCGUGGCGCCCCCCCAGAAUGUCCCGCCGCCGCCCUUUGCGCCGUCGCAACAAAUUGCCGGUAUGAACGAGGCAGUAUGGUUGCAGAUUGGAAGUUUCUCCGAGCUGCUGCGCGUGCCCGACGAGGCAAUGCACGCCUACGAACGAGCCCUUCAGGCCAACCAGAACUCCACGGCGGCCAUGAAUGCCAUCGGCAUGCUACUCAAGGGACGCGAGGCUUUCGACAAGGCUCUGGAAUUCUUCAGAGCCAUGGUACAAAUAGAACAAAACAAUGGCGAGGCCUGGGGCAAUCUUGGCCACUGCUACCUCAUGACGGAGAACUUGCAAAAGGCAUACGACGCUUAUCAACAAGCCCUGGUCAAUCUCCGAGACCCAAAGGACCCUAUGCUUUGGUAUGGCAUCGGUAUUCUCUAUGAUCGCUAUGGCAGCUACGACUACGCUGAAGAGGCUUUCUCGCAGGUCAUGCAGAUUCAACCCGAUUUUGAGAAGGCCAAUGAGAUAUACUUUCGUCUUGGUAUAAUAUACAAGCAGCAGUCAAAGUUCAACCAAAGCCUUGAGUGCUUCAAGUACAUCGUCAAUUCUCCUCCCGGCCCUUUGACCCAGGAGGACAUCUGGUUCCAGAUCGGUCACGUCCACGAACAGCAAAAAGACUUUGAUAGCGCUAAAGCCGCCUACCAACGAGUUCUUGAUCACUCCCCCAACCACGCCAAAGUCCUUCAGCAGCUGGGAUGGCUCCAUCACCAGCAAAGCAGCGCAUAUGAGACCCAGGAUCGGGCCAUCCAGUAUCUGGAGAAAUCCGUCUCAGCUGAUAACCAAGAUGCCCAGAGCUGGUAUCUCUUGGGUCGUUGCUACAUGGCCCAGCAGAAAUACCCAAAGGCUUAUGAAGCGUACCAGCAAGCGGUGUACCGCGAUGGAAAGAACCCAACUUUCUGGUGCUCCAUUGGUGUGCUCUAUUAUCAGAUCAACCAGUAUCGCGAUGCCCUCGACGCCUACUCCCGCGCCAUCCGCCUGAACCCUUACAUUUCUGAAGUGUGGUAUGAUCUCGGUACUCUGUACGAAUCUUGCAACAAUCAAAUUGCGGAUGCCCUGGAUGCCUAUCAAAGAGCCGCCGAGCUUGACCCUGGCAAUCCUCACAUCAAGGCCCGUCUACAGCUCCUCCGGUCCGGUGGUAGCAAUGGCGGCGGACAGGCUCCGGCACCUCAACCUGCUGAUGUACAUCCUCAAGCCUACCAGGCCGCCGGUCCUUCUGGCCCAGUUGGACCACAAUGGGGUGGUUCUGCACAGCAGCCCCCUGCUGGCGGUCCUCCACCUGCGCCUGCUGGAGCUGGUGAUAACUGGGCUGGCAGACUCUCCAACGUCAACCCGCCACCACAACCACCCAAUCCGUAUGAGAACCGAGGAGAGCCGUUCAGGGGACCUCCCCCGCCUCCUCAGCGCCAGCCCAGCCCUCAACAGGACCAGCAGAUGCGGCAAGGAGGAUAUCAUGAACCCCGAGGUGCUCCUCCUGGUCCAUCUCGCCGUGGGCCUUCUCCAGCACCUGGCGCCCAUCAGUAUGGACAACCCCCUCCACCUCCGUCGCAAGGCCCAGCUCCGACUGAACGACGAGUUGCCAAUCCUAACUGGGGAGGCCCACCUCCGUCAUCCGGGGCUCAGCCAAACAGUGCUAAUGGAGCCAACGCGCCUUCCAAUGGUGCUGCUCCCUUCAGACCGCAAACCAACAGCCCUCGAGGUGAGGUUAGACCUCAUGAUAAUCGAAUGCCGUCCCCAAAGUCGGCUUACCCUCAGCACCCGGCGGCUCCCAGUUACCCCCCUCAUCAUCCUGAGGGUCCUCCUCCGCCAGGUGCUGCUGAGAAUGGCCCUCCGCCACCUCCUGGCGCCGGCCCUGAUGCGGCUGCACAGCGCCCUGACGACCGUCCACCGUCUGUUGGGCCAAAACGGAUGCGCGAGUGGGAAGAAGAGUCGGCUGCCAAGAAGCAGGCUAAUGAGGAAAACCGCGCUCGUCUGGAUGAUAUGAGGCACCGUAGACCAUCAACCCCUCCCCGGGAUGGCUAUCGCCGCAACUCUAAUGAAGCACGACGAGCUGAUGAACAGCGUCGCCCGGACGAGCCUAAGAAGGAGGAAUCUCGCCCUCAAAGUGAUAAUUACCAUCCUUCUGAGGCUGCUCACCACCCACAGAACCACUCCAUUGGCCCUAACCAGCUCCCGCCUAUGCAAACUGGCAAUGCCGCCUCCAGCGGUCCCCAAGACAAAGCACAAACCGGGCCAGGGCACAAGGAGGAGCGGCCAGCUUCGGAUCAACCCCCCUCUGCCGGGGCAGCUCCCGCCUCGGAACCUGAGCGAGCCGCAAGAAAGAUGGACGUCGACGAAGAUUACGAUGAUAGUCCUGAAGAGGACAAGAAGGCUGGCAUUGUUGCCAAUGGAUCUGGUCCCACGUCGGGGCCCGGUGAUGCAAAGUCAACAUCGCCAACGAUUGGAGGAGUCAAUGGUACAUCAAGCGCCGCCGCUAAAACGGAGUAA
Messenger RNA from Pochonia chlamydosporia 170, 2583 nucleotides. RefSeq names its product transcriptional corepressor Cyc8. The coding region runs from base 1 to 2583 and encodes 860 amino acids. The record is from RefSeq and is a predicted model, not a curated record. Gene Ontology annotation, biological process: regulation of gene expression. Gene Ontology annotation, molecular function: protein binding; chromatin DNA binding; RNA polymerase II cis-regulatory region sequence-specific DNA binding. Lineage: Eukaryota; Fungi; Ascomycota; Sordariomycetes; Hypocreales; Clavicipitaceae. The transcript is spliced from 8 exons.